AUGAUCCGCUUUAUUGUCACAGCAACAGCGAUAAUAACCAGUUCCUCGGCAAUCUACUUCUACAUCUUCCAUGAGCGCCUAUCAAAGCGCAUAACACACAAAUCCCACCUCGGAACUCUUUCCGCAGCCCCAAAACCAACAAGUAUAAAAUCAAUCCCAGAGACUGUUUUUAGCAAUGAGUACUUUACGAUCUACGACCACGCCUCAAAGUCUGUGCCGCGGGCCUCCCUCCCUAGCAAUGAGGCUACAGACCUGCUCUUCAAAAGACUCGUGUGCCGCAACAUGAUGGCUUUCUCGCGAUUCCCGCAGGCACUUGUGCUUGCUAUGGCUAGUAAAACACCGGAACAGAAGCAGAGCUUCAAGACGGGAUAUCUUGCCGCGCUGGAUUUUGAGGUCGGCGAUUUGGUUUGUGGGGUUUAUCGUGUUGUGGUGCGGAGGAGGGAUCGGGUUGAAUUUGAGAUCAAGAUGGAGGCAAUAGAUUUUGUGCAGGGGAGGUUGGCGAUUAGUUAUGAGGAAAGUAGCAGUCAGGGGGAAGAGGGGAUGGUCAUGUUUUCUAGUGAGACUGUUAUGUGGAAGAGAGCGGACGAGGUUAGGAGGAUGCCGAUGGAGAGGCCUUGGUUGAAGUGGAUGCAUGAGACUGCUGCUUGGUGGUUGAUGGACUCUGGAGUUAGGUACGUGGUGGAAUUGGAGGGUUGA
Messenger RNA from Penicillium vulpinum, 696 nucleotides. RefSeq lists its product as uncharacterized. The record is from RefSeq and is a predicted model, not a curated record. Bases 1 to 696 code for a protein of 231 amino acids. The transcript has a single exon. Lineage: Eukaryota; Fungi; Ascomycota; Eurotiomycetes; Eurotiales; Aspergillaceae.